This is a messenger RNA of Pan troglodytes (chimpanzee), 2851 nucleotides long. RefSeq lists its product as uncharacterized. The transcript is spliced from 4 exons. The record is from RefSeq and is a predicted model, not a curated record. NCBI's taxonomy places the organism in Eukaryota, Metazoa, Chordata, Mammalia, Primates, Hominidae. Bases 1637 to 2479 code for a protein of 280 amino acids.
AGACAGGAAACUUUUAAUGGGUUUUAAUCCAGGGUUUACAAUGUUUUGAAUCUGCAAUUCUGAAAUCCAAAGCAGAUCUGGAAAUUGAAUGUUUUUGGCAACAAAUUGGGUGGCAAAAUCUGAACUAUUUGUAGCUCUGUGUGCUGACGAGCAUUGUGAGUGCCCUGGAGGGGCAUCAAGCUUUUGCCCACAAAAUCCUUUCUUUCCUUGGAGCAUCUCAGUGGAGUUGUGUUUUGAGAAAUAGUGCCUGACAUAAGUUCGGUAUUGCUACGUAAGACCUCUUUAUUGUUUUUCUGCAUAACUUUGGAUUUUCCAAUUCAGUUUACUUUGACCCACUCUUUACAGUUUAAGCAUGCCAGGUGGUAACUCGAUGGCUUCGCAUCUUAAUGAUCGCAUCUAUGUGCAUAAUUCUUUGGGGUUCGUGGAGCAGUUUCACAUUCAUUAUCUUGUUUGGUCCUUAGUAAAACUCCUUCUUUAUUUUCAGCACUGAAGAAGUGGAGUCUCAGAGGUCACACAGCUGGCAUGUGGCAGAACCAGCCACGCCAUGCCGCCAUGCCGCUUUGAGGACCAGUGACCCUCAGGGACUUAGCAAAAUGCCAUCUUCAAAACAACUUGUCAAGAUCCUCACGGGCAGUCAGUGUCAUGUUUUAUAUCGCGUACAACCUGCAGCACAGGGCGCAGCAGGCGUGAGUGCCACUGUCUAGGGACUCUCCAUACCCUUCAGACGCAGGAACGGGAAUCUCAGCCAGCUGUCUCCUCUGUCCCAGGUUUCUCUCCAGUCUCACCUGAGGUCGAAAAGUCCGAAUGAAGUAGGUGAUAGUCCAUUGAUCUGAAGGGCAUAGUGGAUCAUGGGAUUUUGCUGAGUCUACACCAGGUGUCAAAGAGUCUGGUGCCCAAACCUUGGCAAGUGCCCGUGACUGAUUACCUCAUUGUCAGAAAAUGUGGGAGCCCGGCAGCGCUUGGGACCACCUGGCUCAGACUCUUCAUUCCAGACCAGACCACUGAGGCCCGGGCAGCGGGGUCCACUUACAGGACGUCGGAAGGCAGUGGGCAGGAACUGGGCUCCUUCCUGCCGGGCCGGCUUUUCGGAGGCUGGCGCUGGGGCUUCGGGACUUGAGGGCCUGAUCGCUGCGCAGGCCACGCGCCACCCGCAGAGGGCACCCGCGGUCCGCCGCGUUCCAGGGCGCGGGCUCUGGCGCUGGCCUCUCUGGCGCGCGAGGGUUUGCUGAGAUUUAACAGCGGGCCGUUACACUCACAGUGUAAGAACAGACUGACAAUUCCAGGGCGCUGGCUUUUAUGAAAAUAGGAAACGCCACGAUGCACUCUAACGUGGAGAUGGGUUCGUCUGUGACAAGAGGAAGCCUGUUUGAAAGGCAGAUUUCGGGAAAAUGUAGGGAGGCAAGAGCGUUGGCCGAGUUCCUCAGAAGUCCCUGAACAGUUCUGUUAUCCAGGGCGCCGUUCACAUUGAGAUGAGAGGUGGAAAAGAGAGCUCGCCCUUCUUGCAUUGUCACACGGAGCGGCCCUCUCCCCGUGCAGCGUGGAGUCCCCUGGGCGCAGGCGAGGCUCAGGCGGGACGCGGCGGAGACCGAGCUUGUCCCUGUGUGGACCCGGGCAACUGCCGGUGGGCGAGGCCUGGAUGGUGGCCAGGCCACAGCCACCCGGACGUUUGCGAGCGCCGAAGGUGGGCCUGGAGGCAGGGACCUGGCCCUGCGGGGCCGGUGCGUGCGGGGCCCGGCUGAGCCGCCGGCUCCACCGGCAAGGAACCGGGCUCCCGCCUUCCCUGCCACACCGGGAGUGUGUGAGGGGGGACCCUCGGCCGGCAGGGGGCGCUCUCGGCCACUCCAUCCGCCCGGUCACCGCGGGAUCCCGCUGCUCCAGCCCGCCGGUGCCGCCGUCCCGCCUCCUCCCUCAGCCCAGCUCUGCCUCCGCCUUCGCUCCCCGACCCCUCCCUUCUCCCUCUCAGUCCCGCAGGGAAGCUGGGCUGGGCGAGAGGGUGUCUCCUGGGUCCACCGUGGAAGCCCGAGGCGCGGGUGCGGAGCCAGCCCAGGGCUGCCGGCUUGAGCUGCAGGGCUGGCCUGGUGCUCAUCCUCUGCCCGGGGCGCGGGGAAGGCGAGGGUCGCUGUGCUGGAUCUGUGUGCUCAGUGGCCACGCGUCGGCCUCAGGAACGGGAACGAGGCGAGAGACACAGAUGUGCAGGAUCUGCGCUUGCAGCCACCUUACUUCGUGGGCUGUACCUGAGGUGACAGGCAGGGUCUUCUCUGAUGAAGUUACCCACACGAGUCACCACGGGAUGACGGUGAGCAGGUGCCACGGAAGAAUGCUCUCCCCAUCACCCGACAACUCCUCAGGUCGAGAGUACAUUUUCAGACCUCAGGCCUCUGUGACACCAGACAGUGGCACAAACUCAUGCUUCCCUCAGUUUCCACAGAAAACCAUGGAAUCAAGGAAAGACAAACAUGGGCAAAGGCACAGCAGGUGAGGUGUGGCCGUGUGAAUCACUCCGAUGGGACACGAGUGACAUGUGGACACCAGCUCCUAGAAGGGCACUGAAGAGCAGCGACACACUCCUUCCCAGCCCUUGCCUCCUUUCUCCGGGAAUACUGUGGUUAGACUCAGGACAGCCCCCUGGAGGCUGUGUGCUGAAGCUCUGUGCCUGAGCCGCAAAGAAAAAAUAGAACAUGGGCCCCUGAUGGAUGAUUUGACCUUUUAUUUCAACUUAAAAAAAUGUUUCCAAGUUUUCUCUGUUGUACUUUUUUCUACAUGCAUUCUUUUUUUGCCAUCCGUAAAAAAAUAAUUUGAGGCCUAUUUUAAAUCUUACUUUAUUGACUUCCAUGAUUUUCUCCUAUCACAG